AUGUCUGACAAUUGCCGUGUGUCUGAGGCUCUGUACGUGGGUCUGUGUGAUUAUAUAGGGACACAGACAGAAGUGACCGCCAGGAGGGAGGUGAUGGACAUGGAGGAGAUAAUAAGAAAACCUGUAGAUAUACAUCGAAGUUAUAUACAAAUGGACAGUGGUAGUCAUAGGGAAGGUUUCAGGUUUAAAUCUUCUGAUAUAGACAUAAUGAUGUGGUCUCCCAAUCAUAAAGUAAUAACUGACUUAUCCCAGUCCAGUGUUUAUGAUCUGUCAAAGCAUACCAUUAUUCUCACGGAGGACACUGAUACACCCCCGGGGUUUGUCAGACUACAGCUUCUGACGCCACCACGAGAUGGAGACAUAGCAUCAUCUGUUAUCCCAUUCAGUGACGGGAUGUACAUAUCAAAUGUAAAGUGGAGACAAAUCAUACUUACAAAGAUAAGUGAAAAUAAAACUAUCACGAAUUUAAAAACUCAUGGUCCUUGUGCAAACGGGUUUUUUAUUCAUAAAGAAGCUGACUAUGCUCUUUGUUUUCAUUGUUCCUACUGGCCACGUUUAUCUUGUUAUUGGAAACAAAGAUGUACCCUACAUAACUGGCCCCUAAACCACGUUUUUUAUGACAUUCUGAGUAAUGGUUGUCAUUUUGUGCCUGUCGGAAUUAAAACUGCAGACGAUGAAAAUGAACUGGACUGGAGAUUAUCCUUUUCUCAGGCAGAACAAAAACUGAUCUAUUCCAUGAACCAUACCCAAUUUUUGUGUUAUGGCCUUUUAAAAAUAUUUUUAAAAGAAGUCGUCAAUCGCAACAUAGAAGAACCAUUCCUGUGUUCAUAUUUUGCAAAAACUACUUUGUUCUGGCUGAUACAAAUAGGAAAUAUUACAUGGUGUCCAAAUAACUUACUGGAUUGUUUCUGGAAAUGUUUUAAAUAUCUAUAUCAUUGCGUUCAUCGAGGCGUGCUUCCUAAUUUUUUUAUCCCACAAAAUAAUAUGUUUGCCGGAAAGUUGUCCACAGUUAGAGGUGCACGCACACGACAGUGUCUAUUAGAACAACUGAACGGGUAUUAUGAAAUGGGCGUGACCUGUUUGUUACAAAGUACGACGGUCAGAGCAAUGAUUGAGCCAGUUAUAUGCAACAGCUUUUUCAGAGUAGAGCCACUUCUGGGUCAUAUCAAGAGUGUCGCUUAUACAGACGCUUGUAUCAAUGAGGAAAUAUGUUGUAUUGAAUUUCCAUUAGGAAACAGUAGAACAAACUUUCUUAUUCUGAGGUCCAUAACAGUUUUGUCAAAUCUAUCACUCACAGAAUAUGAGACGUUAACAUUACAGAAAUGUACGGCAGAUGUUUUGGUAAAAACAGCAUUUUUUUAUCUCAAUAGUUUAACAGAAAAUACAAAUAAGGCAGUCUACAGAUCAGACAGACUGAUUGGUAACUUGUUGAAGCUGGCAGGUAGAGUGGGUGAUGUGUCUCGUUUGUUGUACCUUGCUAUGUAUUACUACAGAACAUGUAGAUACAGAGAGGCGCUUCAUGUUACAGCACUGGUUAAAUCAAGACUCACACAGCCUUAUAUCAUGUAUCACACAGUAUACCGAGAUAGGUACAAUGAAUCAGUGGCUGGUUGGUCUCUGUCUAAACGCAUGAGGAAAGCUUUGGUAUUCAGUGUACACAUGUUAAGUGUGUUAUGUAACUACAGACUAGGUAACCGGUCCCAGUGUCUACAGUCACUGACAGACCUACAGACAAUGCUGCUCUAUGAUGUCGGGGAAUACGUACCUUUCUAUACCAGAGACAUCUCGUGGCAGAUACUGGGGAUCUGUCAGCACGUUGUGGGAGACCUACACGGGGCGUUACAGUCUUAUCAACAGUCAUGGAGACAGGAACCAUAUCAAAAAAUACAGAAUGCCAUAAGCUACAGAAGUGCACUGGUUUUGAAUCAAUUAAAUCAGUGA
Messenger RNA from Magallana angulata, 1941 nucleotides. RefSeq lists its product as uncharacterized. Lineage: Eukaryota; Metazoa; Mollusca; Bivalvia; Ostreida; Ostreidae. The transcript has 2 exons. The record is from RefSeq and is a predicted model, not a curated record. Bases 1 to 1941 code for a protein of 646 amino acids.